AUACAGCAAAUACUGUCAAUUUCAAAUUCUCAGUAAUUGUCUUAUAUUCAGCUGUUCCAGUUGUUUCAUGUAAAUAAUUUUAUUUAUUGCUAAAGCGCUUGCGCGAGUGAUUACGUAGUGUCGUUCUUUGCAGUGUUCCAAAUAUUCCAUUAUUUUUUUAUAAUAAACUUUCAUAAAAAUAUUAUAUUAUUUCUGAAAUAUUUUAUUUUUUAAUUGUGUGCAUAGUAUUAAGUGUAACUUGUUUUCAUAAAAAGAACAAUAUUAUAGUGCAGAAUGGCUGAAGAGAAGGUCAAUGGAUAUCACAAAGAAGAUUUACCUCUUGGGGUCAAGGUGGAAGAAAUAGAAAUUCCGGUACCUUGGGGCCACGUCGCGGGUCGAUGGUGGGGGCCGAAGAACAAGCAACCGAUGAUCGCAAUUCACGGUUGGCAGGAUAACGCUGGCACUUGGGACAAAUUGAUACCUCUCCUCCCAGCUACCACAUCUGUUCUCUGCAUCGAUUUACCUGGACACGGAUUGUCCUCUCACUACCCAACGGGUAUGCUGUAUUAUAUAUUCUGGGAUGGAAUUGUUCUUUUACGGAGAAUAGUAAAAUAUUUUAAGUGGAGUAAGAUUACACUCAUGGGACAUUCGCUAGGAGGCGCUUUAAGUUUUAUGUAUGCAGCAUCUUUUCCUGACGAUGUCGAUAGAAUUAUCUGCAUCGAUAUAGCGAGUCCAGCUGUGAGAGUGCCGGAGCAUAUGGUUAAGAAUACUAGUGGUAUGAUCGAGAAGAAUCUUGAAUACGAAAACUUGCCAGAGGACAAAAUACCCUGCUACGAUUACGAAGAAAUGAUCGAUAUAGUUUGUGAAGCGUACAAGGGAUCAGUGUCGCGGGAGAAUUGCAAAGUUCUAAUGAAAAGGGGUAUGGCCCCGGUUCCAGCGCAUAUGAAGAAGAAAGGUUUUUACUUUAAAAGAGAUCCCAGGCUUAAGGUGGCUGGACUAGCGAUGAUGUCAAUCGAAACGGCUCUAGAAUAUGCGAGCAAAGUAACUUGUAAGGUUUUAAACAUAAGGGCUAUACCGGGUCAGAAGUGGGAGAGACUGGACUAUUACCUGGACGUCGUUGAAAAACUGAAACAAAACGCUGACGUUAAUUAUAUCGAAGUAGAGGGAACACAUCACGUCCAUUUAAAUGCACCACAGAAUAUAGUCACUAUCAUUGAAGAUUUCUUAGAACUUUAUUAGUUUAAUUUAUAGGCUUAAUUAAUACUGGUGAUAUUUAAUGUGAUGCAAUAAAAUAGGAACGACAGCACAAUAUAUAUUUACGUUAAUAGAUAGUGCCUUUGAGGCGUUUUUAUAGAAGCUUUUCAAAAGCUUUUUCGUAAAUGAUAUUUAUCGACGGGUAAAAUUUUAAGGUAUUUCUUUCCAGUCUAGUAACAGUUUUAUUAAUAAUAUAAACGCUAGAAUUGUUCAUGUAUUUAUUUUAUCGAAACGCUAUAUUGUAUUCAUUUGAAUUUCGAAAUUAAUUACCACAUUGUAAUAUAACUGAAUUAAUUUAGACAGAUUAAAAUAUUGAUAUUCGAUCAUCCAAAUACCAAAUGACAUUAGCAUCUAAAAAUAUUUCAAAAGAAAAAUAUAGUUUCUUUAUUUGAAUUUAAAUUCUUGCGGUGACGAAAAUAUAAAUUAUUCAAAGAACCAAAGGUCAGCUCUGUUACUUAAACGUAUUGUUUCAAUAAGUAUCUAUUUAAUGUAGUGACGUUUUGAAUCAACUCGAAAUCGUAGAUGUUCGAACAAAAUAGCAACAAAUUACGUUUAUAUAGAUAGCUAAACGCAUUAGAUAUUUAUUCAUGUAUGCACUGGAAAAUAUUACAGUAACGACCGACACGUUUAUAUCGAUGUUCAUUGGUGCAAAUUAAAUAUUGUCUUGCAGCGAGAAACAUUCGAUUUACUAAAAAAAAAUAUUUCAAGGAUUGUACCUAAGUAGGUAUUUUCAGACGGGAUGAUACACCAUACAAGCAAAUUUGUUCAGACAUUUAAUUGUAUGUUUACACUCACACACACAACUAUGAACCCUGAAAACAUUACACCUAAGAUUAUUUAUAUGUAUCUAGAUAGAGUCUCGCACUACAAAAGAACUAUAACAAACGAGCUAACUUAAUUAUCUUGGUGUGCGUGACAGCUACGCUUGAAACUCACCAAACGUCAUAUUACUUUACUAGUGUGCGUGUACUUCGUGGUCAAUUGAUGGCCCUUAUUUUCUUUAGUGCGUUCUCAGUAUGACAAUCUAUCUAGGCAUAUAUAAUCAAAGCAUUACACUCUUUUUAAGGUAAUCCAGUAAUAAAGCCGAAGCUAACUAGGUGUUAAAUAGUAUUACCAAUAAAAUUCUCGUUACCUUUAAUAAAUUUUCCAGUACGUUUAAAUAUGCUUUACAAUAUUUCCGCAGAAUAAAUAAAUAUAAGCAAUGUAUACACUAUAUCCUGCUUACGCUGAUUUCAUAUUAAUGCACACGUGUGUUUCAAAGUUAACCUUUUGACAUUCAUAUCUUAACAACGUGAACGGUUUGUAACUGCGGUGUUUUUUUUAAGUGUUUUAGUUAUAAGUCAAAGGUUCCAUUUUUUAAUUUGUAUCGUCUCCUUAACGUCUUGUUUUAAUAUAGUAAGCGGUUUUUGCGUAUCACUUGUGGUAAUUGGGUAACAUCACGUGUUUGUGAUAUGUAUAUUGCUCUUGAUUUAAGUCCAAGACGCUAUUUAUUUAAUAUGUUAAAUGCUUCAUAUGUGUGUAACUUUCUUGAGUGUCUAUUAGUCAAUCUAUAGUUAUAAACAAACAUUGUUUUGUUUUUUAAAUAUUUAUUUGUUGAACAAAAAUGACGAAUAAAUAUAUUUAGGAUACACGCAGCUCUUAAAUUAUUAUAAUAUUAUUAAUUUGUUUUAUUUUAUUUUCAUAAUCUUUUAUUAUUUAUAUUUUAUUUAUUUAAUUGAUAUAAUUUUGUUAUUAAUACUAUUCCAGUUUGUGUAUGGUAACACAGUGAUAUUUUGUAGAGAGUUUAUUAAAACGAAUUUAACUGAGUUAUUGUAAAAAAAAAUGCAAUAUUUGUAUGAGUUUAAUUGAGGAAUAAUUAAUAAUAUAUAUUUUUUUUUAUUUUGGUAUAUUUUUAUUAUUUACUCAUAUGUAAAAUAAUAUUGUACCUAUGUCACAGCAAACUGCGAAUACUCGGCGUUAAACUAGCGGCAUGUAAAUAAUGCCAGCUAAAUCAAUAACUUAAAAAAAAAAACUCGGACGAAAGUCGCUGUUGGUAUGACUCUAGAUCUCUGCCUAAUCAUUCGUAUGCUUAUUAUGAUUACUAUAUUUUACUCUCAAUAGAUGGCUCUAUGUUCCAAUUCAAUAAAUUUUCCGAUAAAUAAUAAAUUAUUUAUUAAACACUGUA
This is a messenger RNA of Vanessa atalanta (red admiral), 3397 nucleotides long. It is a transcript of the gene kraken, whose product is annotated as probable serine hydrolase. NCBI's taxonomy places the organism in Eukaryota, Metazoa, Arthropoda, Insecta, Lepidoptera, Nymphalidae. Bases 274 to 1218 code for a protein of 314 amino acids. The transcript has 2 exons. The record is from RefSeq and is a predicted model, not a curated record.